Messenger RNA from Scleropages formosus (Asian bonytongue), 2766 nucleotides. RefSeq names its product ganglioside induced differentiation associated protein 1-like 1 (gene gdap1l1). The coding region runs from base 388 to 1506 and encodes 372 amino acids. The transcript has 6 exons. Lineage: Eukaryota; Metazoa; Chordata; Actinopteri; Osteoglossiformes; Osteoglossidae. The record is from RefSeq and is a predicted model, not a curated record.
CCACGGCGCAUGUUUGCGCUGUGAUGUAACGCGCGCGCGCACGCACGCACGAGCCGUGUUUCAUUCGCGUCUUCUCAACGACUGGCUGCACUCGUAUGUGUGCGUUUACGUGACGCGGCUCUUUUGUAUGUGUUCGCCGUACGUCAGCGCGAGUGCGGCUCUGCGGCGGUGGAGCGCUGGUGGCCGCGCUGCUAUACGAACUCGCUCCAGCAUCAUGACGCUCUCUUCGCGGUGCUGAACCUCCGCGCGCUUGCUUUCGAUCUCACUCUCCCGCUCUCUCUCUCUUUCUCUCUCUCUCUCUCUCUCUGACCGCACACCCCCCCCGUCCUUUCUUCUCCUCUCUCUUCCCUCAAAUUCUCCCACACACACGGACCCAAACCCUCCGUCAUGGCGUCUUCCAACAACGUAACCCCGACCAACUGUAGCUGGUGGCCUAUAUCGGCCAUGGAUGAAGAGGAGAAGUCGAUCAUCGCGGACGGAGAGGAGAGCCGGCAGCAGCAGGAGCCCGCGGCUGUAGAGCCCAAACCCUUCUCCAAAGACAGGCUCGUCUUGUACCACUGGACGCAGUCCUUCAGCUCGCAGAAGGUGCGGCUGGUCAUCCAUGAGAAGGGUCUUCACUGUGAGGAACGUGACGUGAGCCUCCCGCUGACGGAACACAAGGAGCCCUGGUUUAUGAGGCUCAACCUGGGGGAGGAGGUGCCCGUCUUCAUCCACGGAGAUACCAUCGUCAGUGACUACAAUCACAUUAUCGAGUACUUGGAGACAAACUUCACGGGAGACACGGUGGCCCAGCUGAUCCCUGAUGCUGGAGGCCCACUGCAUGCCCGUGUGCAGCAGUACCGGGAGCUGCUGGACAGCCUGCCCAUGGACGCCUACACGCACGGCUGCAUCCUGCAUCCUGAGCUCACCACCGACUCCAUGAUCCCAAAGUACGCCACUGCUGAAAUACGUAGACAUCUGGCUAAUGCUGCCUCUGAGCUGAUGAAGCUGGACCAUGAGGAGCCCCAGCUCAUGGAGCCAUACUUGUCCAAGCAGAAAAAACUGAUGGCCAAAAUCCUGGACCAUGACAACGUGAACUACCUGAAGAAGAUACUCAGUGAGCUGGCCAUGGUGCUCGAUCAGGUGGAGGCUGAGCUAGAAAAAAGGAAGCUGGAGUAUCAAGGUCAGAAGUGUGAACUGUGGCUUUGUGGACCUGAUUUCACCUUAGCUGACAUUUGCCUAGGAGCCACGUUGCACAGGCUCAAGUUCCUGGGACUCUCGAAGAAAUACUGGGAGGAUGGCAGCCGACCCAACCUGCAGUCCUUUUUCGAGCGAGUCCAGAGGCGCUAUGCCUUCCGCAAAGUCCUGGGUGACAUCCACACCACACUCCUCUCUGCCGUUCUACCCAAUGCAUUCAGGAUGGUGAAGAAGAAACCUCCCUCCUUUUUUGGUGCCUCCUUUCUCAUGGGUUCCCUGGGUGGGAUGGGCUACUUUGCCUACUGGUAUCUGAAGAAGAAAUACAUCUAGUCACCCCUGCUGUGUUCACUGUCUGUGUAUUUGUGUGAUGUUUCAACUUUUCUGUACUGAUGUUUUACAGCAGCAAAACAUGGAAAAAAAAACACAUAUAUGAAGACACUUACUUAACCUGGAUAUACACAGAAAAUAGGAACAUUCCAUAGCAAGGAACUCUAACAGCACAUUUUCUGGUAAUUGAAUGCUUUGUUUGAUUUAAUAGCGGGUUUUCCUUCAGGGUCACUGUUGGUCAGCUAUUGCACUUUUUGGCUCAAUGAAUGAAGUCUUGUCUCUAGUGGAUAAUCACAGCACAGCUGAACAAGUGGUGCAGGAACACGAUGGCUUUUUCUCGGUGGUGUUUCUCUGAGUUUUCAGGAGUGUCUCGAAGUAGCACCCUUUUUCCUCCAAGGUGGAUGGAAGGAUUUAUAAGAAGGAAACAUGCCUGUAGUCAUGUAGUCUCGCUGUAGGUAACAUUUCAGGCAUUUCCAUUUGUCCUGACUUGUCUCUUCUAUUUACCCAAGGAGACUUGUAUUUUCAGGAUUCUUUUACUCUACAAUACCUUUCUAGCUGUCAGAUAGAACUACCAGACACAGCACUACCCGGAUACACUUCAAUGUUUAAGUACACUAUUCUAAACGUUGGAAAAUGUACCAAUGUGACUCAUACACUCAACACUCAUCCCUUAGAAUGGGAAGACAUCCAGACACUGGCUUUGGUGGUGCGUUGAACUAUAUAGGUAUGUGGAAGCCAGGCAGCAUAAAACUGUGCCAUAAACAACAGGGCUUAGAUCCGCACUGUGGCCACCGGCCAAUAUGAAUAUUUUUUCCAUGGUGUAAAAUGAGCAUAUUAUAAAGGCAGUUUGUGCUGUGAGAAAGGUCACACUGUGUUAGCAGUGUAAUGAAAAGAUGAGUCCUACCUGGAUGGGACUGAGCUCUGUGAUCCCACUAGAAGGUAUUUGGGCUUGUUUCAUGCCUUUAUGAGUUAUGGCAAAUGCAAUCUUCCACUUAAUUUGAGGGGUUAGGGCCUAUAUGUCACAGAGGUGAUACUCCUAAGUGAGUUUUUGCUUCCCCCUUUUUUUUUUUUUAAAACCUCUUAAAACUCCAACUAUGCUCUAUAAAAGACAAUUAACAUGGAGCAGCAGGAGGCAUCAUGGUUAGAGCUGCUGCCUUCUACUUGAAUGAUCUGGGUUUUGAAUCCCAGCUUCUGCUGUCCUACUCUUGAGCAAGGUACUUACCUUGAAUUGCUCCAGUGAAAGUUACCUAGCUGUAUAAGUCA